CAUUUCUGGAAUAAAUGGCAGAGAGAAACCACACCACGGUGACCGAGUUCAUUUUUGUAGGAUUCACAGAUCAUCCAGAUCUACAGAUCCCCCUCUUUAUGUUGUUCCUAGUGAUGUAUGUGCUCAGCCUGAUGGGGAAUCUUGGGAUGAUAGUGUUAAUUAUGGUUGAAACCCGACUUCAUACUCCCAUGUACUUUUUCCUAAGCCAGAUGUCCAUUGUAGACAUUGGCUAUUCCACUGCCAUAGCUCCCAGGUUGCUAAUGACCUUUGUAGCAGAGACUAGAACCAUUCCUUUGAUUGAGUGUGCGGCACAACUAUUCUUCGUCUGUUUCUUUGUGACCAAUGAAUGUUGCCUCCUGGCUGUGAUUGCAUAUGACCGCUUCAAAGCUAUCUGUAAUCCUCUGCUAUACAGAGCCAUUAUGUCCAAGAGACACUGUGUCCUGUUUGUGGCUGGUACAUAUGUAUGUGGCUCUGUGAAUUCAGUUGUGCAAACGCUAUUUAUAUUCAGCCUGUCCUUCUGCAGCUCCAAUGUUGUCAACCAUUUCUUCUGUGAUGUGCCCCCUAUGCUGAAGCUGUCCUGCUCUGACACCCAUGUCACUGACCUUGUACUUUUCACUUUCUCUACUGUAAUUGGAAUGACUAGUUUCCUGAGUGUCCUAAUCUCCUACAUGUGCAUCCUUGUGGCCAUUCUCAGGAUCCGUUCUGCCAAGGGGAGACACAAAACCUUUUCCACCUGCGCCUCCCACCUGACAGUUGUCACUAUGUUUUAUGGGACGCUGAUAUGUAUAUAUUUAAGACCCAGUUCUAGCUACGUGAUGGACCAAGACAAGGUUACCUCUGUGUUUUAUGCCCUUGUGAUCCCCAUGUUGAACCCCCUGAUCUACAGCCUGAGAAACAAGGAGGUAAAUGAUGCCUUUAAAAGGAUGAUAUACAGGAAGAAUUUUUUUUGGUAAUUAUAAUCAUUAUUAUAUUUUAACCAAUAAACAGGAGAUGGAAGA
This is a messenger RNA of Mauremys reevesii (Reeves's turtle), 998 nucleotides long. Its product is annotated as olfactory receptor 1019-like. Bases 15 to 953 code for a protein of 312 amino acids. NCBI's taxonomy places the organism in Eukaryota, Metazoa, Chordata, Testudines, Geoemydidae. The transcript has a single exon. Gene Ontology annotation, cellular component: membrane. Gene Ontology annotation, molecular function: G protein-coupled receptor activity; odorant binding; olfactory receptor activity. The record is from RefSeq and is a predicted model, not a curated record. Gene Ontology annotation, biological process: sensory perception of smell; G protein-coupled receptor signaling pathway.